Messenger RNA from Odobenus rosmarus divergens (Pacific walrus), 1939 nucleotides. It is a transcript of the gene ZNF514, whose product is annotated as zinc finger protein 514. Gene Ontology annotation, molecular function: RNA polymerase II cis-regulatory region sequence-specific DNA binding; DNA-binding transcription factor activity, RNA polymerase II-specific. The transcript has 6 exons. Gene Ontology annotation, biological process: regulation of transcription by RNA polymerase II. The record is from RefSeq and is a predicted model, not a curated record. Lineage: Eukaryota; Metazoa; Chordata; Mammalia; Carnivora; Odobenidae.
GUGGGUCUGCGUGGGAACUCCGUUCCAGAGCCUGGUCCCAGAAGGGCGGCGGAGCGGAGCUAGUGCGCCCAGGCCCGGAUCUGGAACGCGGUCUGAGAGCGCGCCUGAAAGCGGGGGAACCGUCCCGCCCCGGGCGGCAGCGCUCCGCGCCCGGGCGGGAGUCCGGGUUUGAUAGCCCUGCUCUGGGCCCUGCGGGUCGGCUGGGUGUCACCGCGCGGAGUGGGAAUACCCGAUGUUACCCAGCUUACCAGCUUACUCCCUGCUCCCUGAACUGUAGGGAGGACCACAGGGCUGCUACCGCAGGACAGUGAUUUGGACCUAGUGAAAGGACGUCGUCCCUUAGCCCCAGCUAUGGACUCCACAGCAUCAGAGAGAUACCCAGGAGAAAAGGGAACAACCAGUUUAUUCCUGAAAGCCAGGCCCCAGGAUCUGAUGACAUUUGAGGAUGUAGCUGUGGAAUUCACCCAGUGGGAAUGGGGGAAGUUGGACCCCGCUCAAAAGGACCUAUACAGGGCAGUGAUGCUGGAGAACUUCAAGAACCUGGCCUCUCUGGGGCUUCCAGUGUCUAAACCAUACGUGAUCUCUCAGUUGGAGGAAGGGAAGGAGCCCUAUGUGUUAGAGGGAGAAAUCUCAACAGGUGAAUACUAGAAUGUCUUUUUUUUCCCCCCCUCAGACUGGGAAAAAAGGCCUAAAGCCAAGGAAUCAAUACUAAAUCAGGGAAUUUCCAAAGAAGAAUUACUCCAGAUAGCAUCAGUGGAAAAACAUGUCAGAGAUGAACUCUGCUUCUGCAAACUGAAAGUAACCUAUGGUUGUGAUGACCAAUUAGAGAUACAUCCAGAAAACCAGGAGAGACAUCUGAAAGAAAUGUCAAUCACUCAAAAAUCUACCACCCUUAAGACAGAUCAUGAACGGAGUGAAUUUGGGAGAAGUUUAGGCUUAAGAUCAGUCCUUGUUAACCAACACAGUGUUCCUAUAGGAGAAGGAUCCUAUAAAUGUGAUACAGAAUUCAGACAGACUUCAGGGAGAAAUAACUCCCAGAGAACCCAUUCAGGAAAGAAACCUUGUAAAUGCAGUGAAUGUGGGAAGUCUUUCCAUUUCCAGUCAGAACUUAGGCGCCACCAGAGAUGUCACACUGGAGAAAAGCCCUAUGAAUGCAGUGAAUGUAGAAGAGCCUUUGGUCAUAUUUCAUCCCUUAUUAAACAUCAGAGAACUCAUACUGGAGAAAAGCCCUAUGAAUGCAGUGAAUGUGGGAGAGCCUUCAGCCAGAGUUCAUCUCUUGUUUUACAUUAUAGAUUUCAUACUGGAGAGAAACCCUACAAAUGUAAUGAAUGUGGAAGAGCCUUUGGUCAUACUUCGUCUCUUAUUAAACAUCAGAGAACUCAUACUGGAGAAAAGCCCUAUGAAUGCAGGGAAUGUGGGAGAACCUUCAGUCAGAGUUCAUCUCUCAUCGUACAUUAUAGAUUUCAUACUGGAGAGAAACCUUACAAAUGUAAUAAAUGUGGGAGAGCCUUCAGCCAAAGUUCAUCUCUCACUCAACAUUAUAGAUUUCAUACUGGAGAGAAACCCUACAAAUGUAAUGAAUGUGGGAGAGCCUUUGCUCAUACUGCAUCCCUUAUUAAACAUCAGAAAAGUCAUGCUGGAAAAAAAGCCGUAUGAAUUCAGUGCAUGUAGGAAGGCUUUCAGCUGGAAUACACACAAUAUUCCCAUGACACACACUGGAGAGAGAUCCUGUAUGUGUAAUGUAUGUAGGAAGACUUUUGGUUGGAAGACCUAUCUUGUUCAACAUCAGACAGUACCUGCUAAAGAGAAGCUCUAUCAAUGUCAAGAGAGAAGGCGGGCUUUCAGUCGCACCUUGCCUCUUAUCAAACACUAGAGAAUCCAUAUUAGUGAGAAACCAAGUAAAUGUGAUUUGAUUUGGAAAGGCUUUUGUCAGAGGACA